AUGCACUUCUCACGCGUGCUUUAUUUGUUCAUCUUCACCUACCUCGCCACCGCGAAACAGCCCUCGGCACCAUCAGCAGUCGCUGGGCCUCUUCGUGAACUACCCUGGGGACAGCUCAACUUCCUACAUACCACAGACACCCACGGCUGGCACGGGGGUCAUCUGCAGGAGCCGCAGUACUCGGCCGAUUGGGGCGACUACAUCUCAUUUGCAUCUCACCUCAGGAAGCGGGCCGAUGACGAAGGAUCAGACCUGCUGCUGAUCGAUACUGGUGAUCGAGUCGAAGGCAAUGGUCUGUACGAUGCCAGUGAUCCGAAAGGCAACUACACGGCCGACAUCUUCACGCAACAGGACCUUGAUGUGAUUACCGUCGGCAACCAUGAGCUCUACAAGAACACAACGAGCGCACGAGAGUAUGCGGACAUUGUACCUGCCUACAAGAACAGCUACAUUGCUUCUAACCUAAAUAUCACAUCCAAGCAUGGCGAUUCUGUCCCCUUUGGCCCACGCUACCGCAAGUUCACUACCAAGAACCAGGGCAUUCGCGUUCUGGCCAUGGGAUUCAUCUACAACUUCCGUGGCAAUGCCAACAAUACUCAGAUUCAGAAAGUGCAAGACACUGUCAAGGAGCCUUGGUUCCAAGAUGCCGUCCGGAGUAAGGACGUUGAUCUCUUCCUCAUCACCGGCCACGUUGCAUUGCGCAACACGAGCGAAGCCGAGUUCGACAAGAUAUACGAUGCCAUCCGCCGUGACAACUGGGAUACGCCUAUCGCCUUCUUCGGCGGCCACACGCAUAUCCGAGAUUUCAAGCGCUUCGGAAGAGGGACCGAGAAGAAGGCGUACGGUAUUGAGAGUGGAAGGUACCUGGAAUCGUACGGCUUCAUGUCCAUUUCUGGCUUGAGCACCAAGUCAAACGGCCUAUCUACAUCCGUUGCGACUCCGAAGUUCGAGCGACUUUACAUCGACAACAAUCUCUACUCUCUGCACCGCCACUCAGGUACGAACUCUUCAACCUUCGACACCGAGCUUGGACGGAACACCUCCGCCUCCAUCGCAGCCGCCCGGAAGUCCCUUGACCUCGACAAAGCGUUCGGCUGCGCUCCGCGAGACUACUGGCUUUACCGCACCCCUUACCCUUCAAAAGACUCUAUCCUAAGUCUGCUCGAUGAGCAUAUAAUCCCGGACACCUUCACCGAUGCCAACUCUUCGGACAAUCCGGCUAUUGUUUUGGCAAACUCGGGAGCGGUGAGAUUCGAUGUCUUCAAAGGCCCAUUCACGACGGAUACAACAUACAUCGUCUGCCCAUUCACGAGCACAUUCAGGAUGAUCAGGAACGUUCCGUUGGAUGCUGCAAGUCAGGUGAUGAAGAAGUUGAACAGCGGUCCUCCGGUAUUUCUCAGCGAGCAGGAAGGCGAAGGUGCGGCCGAGGCGAUGUACAGAAACUGGCUUGGUAUGAGGCCGCCUGCUCCGGUGCGUGAGGGUGUACUCUUUCAGGUACCCCCUGGCGACAGACUUCAGGGACUGGACGCUCGUAUUGGGGAGCAGCGCCCACUCAUCAGCGACCAUGACAAGCCCGAGAUUACGCCAGGCUACACCACUACCGACGACUUUGGCAGCGAUGGGGACGAUACAGUCCACGAGCCCAUUCCGUUGUACAAUCCACCAAACAUCGUUGGCGCCGAGAUUGGCUUCUCAUCGGGCGACAACGAGGGCAAGCUCCCCAAGACGGUCGAUUUGGUGUUCAACGAGUACAUUCAGGGCUUCACGCUGGCAGUGCUGAGGCAGCUUGGUGUCAGCUACGGGCCAGAGAACACCAGGCAGGCGUUAAAUGGGAUGACGAUGACGGAUGUUAUUAGUGGGUGGGUGAGCAAGAAUUGGGAGUGUGAGGAGAAUGAAUGA
Messenger RNA from Saxophila tyrrhenica, 1899 nucleotides. RefSeq lists its product as uncharacterized. The transcript has a single exon. NCBI's taxonomy places the organism in Eukaryota, Fungi, Ascomycota, Dothideomycetes, Mycosphaerellales, Extremaceae. The record is from RefSeq and is a predicted model, not a curated record. Gene Ontology annotation, molecular function: hydrolase activity. Gene Ontology annotation, cellular component: cytosol. The coding region runs from base 1 to 1899 and encodes 632 amino acids. Gene Ontology annotation, biological process: nucleotide catabolic process.